AUGGCGUCGGCAAAGGAUAAGCCUAAUAUCCUGCUCCUUUCCCUCUCAUGCCUAGAAUAUUUUGAUGACGUUUACAAACCACUUAUCAGCCGCCUCCUCGAUAUCUCAUACCUCACACGAGUGAAGACAACCUCCACCGCGCUUAAGGCAAUCGAUAGCACAAACUUCAAGGCAGUCAUCGUGACAGAUGAAGGCCUCGCAGACCCCGAAAACCGAGUAGUUUUGGUCAAGCUGAAAGACUACAUCGAGAGCAGGGGACUGGCCAUCGUCGGCCUACGUUUUUCAAACUUUAUUCGCCUAGAUCGCUUCAAAGUAUUCUUCAAAGCAUUCGGUCUUACCUGGGUACCAGGUAACUAUCACGCCAAGACCAUCUGCUUUGUUCCUUCGAAUGCCUACCCCAGGUUCCUAAGACCUGCUUCGUUACCUGGACAGCGUACUGUCAAUGUUCGCCACGUGCAGAAUCCUAGACCGCACGAGAAAAUAUUUGUCCCUAUUCCCGACGCCAAGAGAGAUAACGACGCUGAGGCAGGGCGAGUGGUCAAUUCAGAAUCUGCCGUUACAGGAGCAAGAAUUGGACACGACGAUUUAGUUUACUGUGGAGAUGUUAAUGGAGGUGUCGGUUCAGCGCGUUUGAUUUUAGCGCUCUGUGGAUUUUUAACCCACCUGCUGGCUCUACAAGCCCAGCCAGAUGGAUCUUGA
Messenger RNA from Penicillium waksmanii, 699 nucleotides. RefSeq lists its product as uncharacterized. The record is from RefSeq and is a predicted model, not a curated record. Lineage: Eukaryota; Fungi; Ascomycota; Eurotiomycetes; Eurotiales; Aspergillaceae. The transcript has a single exon. Bases 1 to 699 code for a protein of 232 amino acids.